This is a messenger RNA of Paramuricea clavata, 292 nucleotides long. The record is from the annotation of a GenBank genome assembly. Lineage: Eukaryota; Metazoa; Cnidaria; Anthozoa; Malacalcyonacea; Plexauridae.
UUGUGGCAGGGAAAUUAGUCAAUCACAACGACAAGGACAUGCUAGUGAGAUACUGAGUGGCGAUCAUUCUGUCUGCAACAAAUGCGACAAACAGUUCCCUGAUAUUGAAAGUUUAUAUCAGCACAAGGCCAAAGACCAUCAUUCAUCCCACCAAUGUGAUGUUUGUAAGGAAUUAGAAGCAAGAGAAGCAACUGGCAUUGGUUAUAUCUGUUGUGUCUGCGAUGCCGAGUUUAAAAUUGCCACCGAACUUGAAGAUCAUAUGAGUAUGCAUGACAAUAUGCUGCCCCACUAG